Cebus imitator (Panamanian white-faced capuchin) is the source of this 2464-nucleotide messenger RNA. RefSeq names its product protein CBFA2T3-like. Gene Ontology annotation, cellular component: nucleus. Gene Ontology annotation, biological process: negative regulation of DNA-templated transcription; DNA-templated transcription. The record is from RefSeq and is a predicted model, not a curated record. NCBI's taxonomy places the organism in Eukaryota, Metazoa, Chordata, Mammalia, Primates, Cebidae. Gene Ontology annotation, molecular function: transcription corepressor activity.
GUGGAUAGGAAGGCUAAGGCCUCAGCGAUGUCGGACUCCCCAGCGGAGGUGAAGACACAGCCUCGGUCCACACCCCCCAGCAUGCCGCCCCCACCGCCUGCCAGGUCCCAGGGAGCCACCCCACUCGCCUUCACGCCACACACACAUCGAGAGGACGGGCCUGCUGCGCUGCCCCACGGCCGUUUUCACGGUUGCUUAAAAUGGUCUAUGGUCUGUCUCUUGAUGAACUGCAGCAGCCCCUCGCCGACAGCCAUCAACGGUGCACCGUCCACACCCAACGACUUCAGCAAUGGCCCGGCCACCUCGUCCACAGCCUCCCUGUCCACACAGCACCUGCUCCCGGCCUGCGGGGCCCGGCAGCUCAGCAAGCUCAAGCGCUUCCUCACCACCCUGCAGCAGUUUGGCAGCGACAUCUCCCCAGAGAUCGGGGAGCGCGUGUGCACGCUGGUGCUGGGCCUGGUGAACUCGACGCUGACGAUCGAGGAGUUUCAUUGCAAGCUUCAGGAGGCCACCAACUUCCCUCUGCGGCCAUUUGUCAUUCCUUUUCUGAAGGCAAACCUGCCCUUGCUGCAGCGGGAGCUCCUGCACUGCGCCCCGCUGCCCAAGCAGACGCCCUCCCAGUACCUGGCCCCCGAGCAGCUCCUGCUGGACGCCAGUGCAUCCUCCCCCGUCGACUCCUCAAAGCUGCUGCUGGAAGUCAACGAGAACCGCAAGAGGAGGACGCCCGACAGGACCAAAGAGAAUGCAUCGGACCGUGACCCGCUGCACCCCGAGCACCUCAGCAAACGGCCAUGCACCCUGAACCCUGCCCAGCGCUACAGCCCCAGCAACUGGCCGGCACAGCCCACGCCGCCGCCGCACUACCGCCUGGAAGACACGGUCGUGGCCCACCACUUUCGAGACCCCUACCGCCACCCGGACCUCCAGGAGCUGCGGGAGCGCCCGCGGCCGCUCGUGGUACCUGCGUCCCGGCAGGAGGAAGUGAUCGAACACAAGCUCACAGAGCGUGAGUGGGCAGAAGAGUGGAAGCAUCUCAACAGCCUCCUGAACUGCAUCAUGGACACGGUGGAGAAGACGCGGCGCUGGCUCACGGUGCUGCGCCGGCGCCAGGAGGCUGGCUGCGAGGAGCUCCACCACUGGGUGCGGCGCUACCUCGAUGCAGAGGACGUGAAGAAGGGCCCCACUCCCGCCACCGCUCGGCCCCGCAGCAGCUCUGCCUGCCCUGAAGGGUCUCAGCCAGACACCCCCCGGGAGUUCCUGCCGAGAACCCUCGCUGGCUACAUGCCUGAGGACAUCUGGAGGAACGCGGAAGAGUCGGUGAAUGAGGUGAAGCGCCAGGCGAUGUCAGAGCUGCAGAAAGCCGUAUCGGACGCAGAGCGCAAAGCGCACAAGCUCAUUACCACGGAGCGCGCCAAGAUGGAGCGGGCCCUGGCCGAGGCCAAGCGGCAGGCCUCCGAGGACGCGCUGACGGUGGUCAACCGGCAGAAGGACUCCAGAGAGAGCUGCUGGAACUGUGGGCGGAAGGCCAGCGAGACGUGCAGCGGCUGCAACGCAGCGCGCUACUGCGGGUCCUUCUGCCAGCAUUCGGACUGGGAGAAGCACCACCACGUGUGCGGCCAGAGCCUGCAGGGCCCUGCGGCCUUGGUGGGCGACCCGGUGCCCGGACUGCCCGACCCCGCCAACAGCCUGGGCCCCUCCCUGCCCAUGGGUGCUGCCAGCCCCAGCAAAGCCGGCUCUGCGGAGCCUUCUCGCCCCGGCUCCCCCAGCCUGCCUGGCCCGCUGGACGCCGUGCCCCGCUGACCCGACUGGCCCCCGACCCGCUGGACACAGUACCCUGCUGACCCCACCCAGCUCUGGGCCCUCCGGAUGCCCGAUACCCAGCCCGCCAGACGCUGCGCCCCGCCCGGCCCCGGGGAGUCGACCAGUUAGAGUCAGUGCUGCUACUGCCGCUCCCCAAAAGACACAGAACCAACAGAACCGCAUUCAGUGCACCCGCCUCAGCUACCUGAUGAUUCCACGAACAGACCUCUUGGCCGCCUCUCUCCUCAGGCACCCUCAGAAGCCUCCACUGAGCUUUAGAUGGCAGAGCGAUGCCGCAGGAGCGUUGGCUCUUCCCGCCUCUUUCUUUUCCUCUUUCUCCCCCCCCCCGCCCCCCUUCUCUAUCCUCUGCCCUCUUUCUCUGUGACUAUCACACACUUUCUCUUCAAUGACUAAUUCUAAUUGGUGGCUUACAUUUUCAGCAAAGAAUUUUGAGGGGUUUUGUUUGAUGGCAAAAGAGCUGCUCAGAAAUGGACAAAGAGAACUGUGGGGGUUCUCCCUCUCCUGAUUGAAAAGGGAGAAAGAAAACUGUGAUCUGCGCGCCAGCUGGGCCCCCUCCACCAGGGGCCUGAGGCAGACCCUGGAAGACUGAAGGAAAGAUUUCAGUUUCUGACUCAAGAAGCAUUAUUGGUUUCAGAUUUUUUUC